Nannospalax galili (Upper Galilee mountains blind mole rat) is the source of this 1064-nucleotide messenger RNA. It is a transcript of the gene Hpgds, whose product is annotated as hematopoietic prostaglandin D synthase. NCBI's taxonomy places the organism in Eukaryota, Metazoa, Chordata, Mammalia, Rodentia, Spalacidae. The transcript has 6 exons. Gene Ontology annotation, molecular function: glutathione transferase activity. Gene Ontology annotation, biological process: glutathione metabolic process. The coding region runs from base 218 to 817 and encodes 199 amino acids. The record is from RefSeq and is a predicted model, not a curated record.
AGAAGGAAGUUUCUACAGGCUGAACUGUUGGGUGUAUACAUUUCGUGUAAGAAAUGAAGGAAGCCUUUUAGCUGGAGGAAGUCACCUCGUAAUGUCUCGUGACCAUCACGUACCAUCAUAGAAACCCACAGUACAGUCACAAAAGAGGCACAGAAGACACUGGAGCACCACAGAGACACAGCACAAGAAAGUGACAUUGUGUGCAUAGAAUUGCACCAUGCCAAGCUACAAAUUGAUUUAUUUUAAUAUGAGGGGGAGAGCAGAAAUUAUUCGUUAUAUAUUUGCUUAUUUGGACAUAAAGUAUGAAGAUCACAGAAUACAACAGGCUGACUGGCCUAACAUCAAACCAACUCUUCCAUUUGGCAAAAUCCCUGUUUUGGAAGUCGAAGGAUUCACCCUUCACCAGAGCCUGGCAAUAGCAAGAUAUUUGACCAAAAACACAGAUUUGGCUGGAAAAACAGAACUGGAACAAUGUCAAGUGGAUGCUGUUGUGGACACCCUGGAUGAUUUCAUGUCACUUUUUCCAUGGGCGGAGAAAAAGCAAGAUGUGAAAGGCCAGAUGUUCAUGGAGCUGCUCACACAUCACGCACCUCAUCUUCUGCAGGAUUUGGACACGUAUUUAGGCGAUAAAGAUUGGUUUAUUGGUAAUUAUGUAACCUGGGCAGAUUUCUACUGGGAUAUUUGCAGCACCACACUUUUGGUCUUAAAGCCUGACUUGCUGGACAACCGACCCAGGCUGGUAGCAUUACGCAAUAAAGUCCAAGCUAUUCCUGCAAUUGCUGGCUGGUUACAAAAGAGGCCACAAACCAGACUCUAGGUGACACAAUCUCUCCCAAGGGAUAAAACAGCUAUGCCAGCCUUCCAGACAACACAAACCUUCACCUUCCCCCUCCACCAGGACUUUCACUUUGCCACAUUCUGCUGUUUUUUUAAGUAUUUAGUUUCCAGGAUUUUAUUUUUCAUUAAAGCUUUAUAGCUUGGAUAACUGGGGAAAAUAGUUUAAGAUGUACUUUGCACCAGUUUUGACAUGCACGGAUAUUAAAUGACACUAAAUUCCUCCAAAA